Messenger RNA from Macroventuria anomochaeta, 2414 nucleotides. Its product is annotated as glutaminase GtaA. The record is from RefSeq and is a predicted model, not a curated record. The coding region runs from base 271 to 2361 and encodes 696 amino acids. The transcript has 4 exons. Gene Ontology annotation, biological process: carbohydrate metabolic process. NCBI's taxonomy places the organism in Eukaryota, Fungi, Ascomycota, Dothideomycetes, Pleosporales, Didymellaceae.
ACGGUUGGUGCAAGUGGUCCACGUUGUUGACACAUCUGCCACCUUUCCUAAGCACCUUCCCAAACCAAAUGGGCACUAAACAAAAGCAAACGCCUGAAAGCUUGUCCGUCAUCAUGGGACGCCUUCAUCGACUUACCCCUGCACAUCAUCCCAGACUCGGCUGAGGGGAUGCUUGAUGUGAGAUGAUAUUAGGAUAACUGCGGAACAGGUAUAUAGGCCUCCAGUUUACACGAUUGUCUACUAAUCUCGCGUACAUUCUCACCAUCGACAAUGCACAUAUCAUUCUUAGCAACCUUGGGCUAUCUACUCUCAGUCACGUCCGCGCAAUCCAUUUUCACUCCUGCUCGUCCACCGUCCUUACCGCUUGCUGUGAAGAGUCCGUACUUGAGCACAUGGUUCCCGGCUGGUAGCGAUGGAGGCAACGGAGGGUACCUUCCCGGACAAUGGCCGCGGUUCUACACUGGACAGGUGCUUGGCUGGACAGGCUUGGUCCGCGUUGACAACGAGACCUUCACAUGGAUGGGCGCACCAAAAGGAAUCCCAUUAGCGAAUCAGAAAUCUUACGAGUAUACCUCCAGCAAGAGCAUCUUCACCAUCGAGGCCAAUAAGAAGGUAUCACUGAAGGUGACCUUUCUCUCGCCGCUCACUCCGAAGGAUCUCAAGCGCCAGUCUUUGACUUUCUCGUAUAUGAACGUCGAAGUCCUGUCUCUAGACGGCGCAGAACACAGUGUGCAGAUCUACACUGAUAUUAGUGCUGAGUGGGUUUCUGGCGAUGUUGAUGUGACCGCGCAAUGGGAUUUCGGCCUAAUGAAUGACGUGGUCUAUCAUAAGCUAUCGAGACAAAACCAGCAAAAGUUCUCGGAAUUCAACGACAGAGCCGAGUGGGGCAACUUUUACUACGCUACUACGGCGCAAAAUGGUGUCACGUACCAAUCAGGCGCUGAUGACGACGUUCGUGGUGCCUUUGUAACCGAUGGAAAGCUGCCGAGCUCGAAUGAUACUAACUUCCGUGCUAUCAAUGACAGAUGGCCAGUCUUCGGUUACGGAAUCAGUCUUGGAUCCGUUGGGGCUUCGCCAGUAUCCACGUUGUUCUCGCUGGGCUUGUGUCAGGACGAAGCGAUCCAAUUCCUGGGAGCAGACGGACUGGCUAUCCUUCCGUCGUUGUGGAAGAGCUAUUUCGCGGAUGAUCUUGCAGCUCUCACCUUCUUUCACAAGGACUAUCCGGAGUCAAGCAAGCUUUCAUCGGAUUUGGAUGACCGAAUCUCGAAGGAUUCUAUCGCCGCUGCCGGGCAAGACUACGCGAUUUUGACAACCCUGGCUGCCCGUCAGGCCUUUGCAGCGACUCAACUGGUCGGUACCGGAGACAAGCACUACCUCUUCUUGAAAGAAAUAUCUUCGAAUGGCAACACUCAGACCGUAGACGUGAUUUAUCCAGCGUCUCCUAUCUUCUUCUACACGAACCCGGAUCUGAUAAAGUUACUCCUCGAUCCACAUUUUGAGAACCAGGAGAGCGGUCACUAUCCCAAUAAAUGGGCUACCCAUGACCUUGGAAAACACUACCCAAACGCUACUGGCCAUCCGACAGGCGACGAUGAACCCAUGCCCUUGGAAGAGUGUAGCAAUAACAUUAUCAUGGUCCUAGCCUACGUCCAGCGCUCCGGCGACACCGACUACAUCAAACAGCACUACACUAUCCUCAGGCAGUGGGCGGAGUACCUCGUCGAAGAUAGUCUCUUCCCAGCCGAGCAACUCUCAACCGAUGACUUUGCUGGGCAUCUUGCGAACCAGACAAAUCUCGCUCUCAAAGGCAUUAUUGCCAUCGAAGCGAUGUCGCAGCUUUCUUCCCUUAUCAACAAGGCCUCUAAUGCGCAAAACUACACAAAAAUUGCACAUGACUACAUCACAAAGUGGCAGACUCUGGGUCUCAAUACGGCGGACGACCCUCCCCACGCUGUGCUCAACUAUGGCAACACCUCGACCUGGGGCCUCCUAUACAAUCUCUACAACGACAAGCUUUUGAACACCAACCUCGUACCUCAGUCCGUCUACAACAUACAAAGCGGCUUCUACCCUACCGUCAAAGAGAACUAUGGUGUUCCGCUCGAUACGCGGAACAGGUACUACACCAAGUCUGACUGGGAGUUAUUCUGCGCGGCUAUUGCUAGUGAGAAGACAAGGGACAUGUUUAUCAAUGAUUUGGCGAGGUGGGUCAAUGAAACGCCGACAAGUAGGCCGUUUACGGAUCUGUAUCAGACGAGUGAUGGAAGUUUCCCGCCGGGAUUGGAGUUCAAGGCUAGGCCGGCUGUUGGGGGUUUGUUCAGUCUGUUGCUGUUGGAACAGGGAAAGUCGGGAAGAUUGUAAAGUGUCCAACUCAACUGAAUGGGCAAGUAUCGUUUAGGACUAUGCUAUUUGGC